GAAAAUGCCACUUCAAUGGAACAGUCUUGACACCAGAUACGCUUUUUUAUCUGGGGCGGUUCCUGCGGGCGUUGCUCUUGGCGGUUCUUUGUGUGUUAGCAAGAAUGAGAAUUUGGUCAACUUCAUUAAGGCUCAACGUUUGUCUUCAUGCAUCGCUCCAUCGUGCCAAUACUUUUAUCUUGCGGCUAAUGUUGGUGCAGCAGCUACUUUAGGCUACGCAUCUUAUUUGGUUUACAAGAUUGGCGGAGGUUUUGAUUAUACUGACACGACUGUUGCUCUUGGACUUUAUGGGGCUACUAUCGCGUCUGGACUUGUGGCAGUGCCGUUAUUGCGAACCAAGAAGGCUAAAUGGCUUGCUGCAAACACCAUCAUUUUGACCGGACUGUCAAUUGCUACAACCGUCGCUUUUUACAAAAUUGACAAAAUCUCUGGCCUUUGGACCAUACCAUUUUCCGUCGUUUCACUCUAUUAUGCUGCUAUUUGGGGAAAAGCGGCUUUUGGUUGUUGCGGGAAGACUACUACCGAAUAG
Messenger RNA from Meloidogyne enterolobii, 529 nucleotides. Lineage: Eukaryota; Metazoa; Nematoda; Chromadorea; Rhabditida; Meloidogynidae. The record is from the annotation of a GenBank genome assembly.